AUCAAUCGCAGAUUCAGCUGUCCGGAGUUCAUGUCUGUCCUGUCUGUAGAAACCAUUGAUGUAAUCGAAGAUUUUCUCAACAUAAAUCCAGAGGACCGUCUAGGGGCAAGUGAAUAUGACGCAGAAGAUGUAAAGUGGAAUCCAUUCUUUCAAGAGAUAGACUGGGAUGAAUUAUUAGCUAAGAAUGUGAAGCCCCCCUUUAUACCAACCAUCGAUGGAAUUGAAGAUGUUAGGAAUUUCGAUGAGUAUACCUCAGAAGAUCCCAUCUUAACACCUCCAAAAGGGACAAAGGAACUUACAGAAAAAGAGCAGGAAGAAUUCAAGGACUUUGACUGGAUUGCGAAUUGGUCCUAA
Pelobates fuscus (common spadefoot toad) is the source of this 354-nucleotide messenger RNA. Its product is annotated as serine/threonine-protein kinase N2-like. Gene Ontology annotation, molecular function: protein serine/threonine kinase activity; ATP binding. The record is from RefSeq and is a predicted model, not a curated record. Gene Ontology annotation, cellular component: nucleus; cytoplasm. Lineage: Eukaryota; Metazoa; Chordata; Amphibia; Anura; Pelobatidae. The coding region runs from base 31 to 354 and encodes 107 amino acids. Gene Ontology annotation, biological process: protein phosphorylation. The transcript is spliced from 3 exons.